Messenger RNA from Exophiala aquamarina CBS 119918, 480 nucleotides. RefSeq lists its product as uncharacterized. The record is from RefSeq and is a predicted model, not a curated record. Bases 1 to 480 code for a protein of 159 amino acids. The transcript has 2 exons. Lineage: Eukaryota; Fungi; Ascomycota; Eurotiomycetes; Chaetothyriales; Herpotrichiellaceae.
AUGGCCAUGGAUGCAGCAGCCAAGCGAUUCUUCACCUCGCCAUACUUUGCAGUCGUGGGGGCGAGUCAGGAUGAAUCCAAGUUUGGAUACAGAAUCUUCGCAUGGUACCACACACACAGCCUGCCGGUGGUGCCCAUUAACCCGACGCGGCCCAGCAUCUCAGUCCCUUCGAAGCGCUACGACACCGUGCCUUUGGUAACGAUGCUGCCACACGCAUCAGAGACAGCAGUGUCUUUCCUGACGCCGCCUGCUGUUACGCGCAAGGUGCUGCAGGAGGCACAAGCCGCUGGUGUCAAGGCCGUUUGGCUUCAGCCGGGCAGCUUCGAAGCCCAGGAUCUGGAGUUUGCGAAGAAGAACUUUGAGUCCGCGGUCGGUGGGUAUGAGGAUGGCACGGUUGGUGGUGAGGGUUGGUGUGUGCUUGUCGAUGGUGAGAAUGCUUUGAGCGAUGCGGGCAGGAGCUGGGGGAGACAGAAGCUGUAA